UGUAAACAGGAAGUGUAUUAGACACAUUUCUGUUGCGUUUUCCAGGUGACACGCGCGCGCGAGCUAAUGGAGUUCGUGGCUAGGAUUAAACACAAGGGGCCCUAACAUCCCAUAAUAUUCCCCAGAGCUGUGAGUAAGAUGGACGACAUCAAUUUACACUACAGGAUCCUCAACUGGAGGCGCAGGAUCCGGGAAAUAAGGGAAGUGCGAGCCGUGCGCUAUCAGGAGCGGUACAAGCGCAUGCUGAAGGACGGAGACACUUUGAGUUACCAAGGGAACUCUGAUGAAGUUGGCUGCUAUGUGGCUCCACGGCCUUUAUCAAAAGGAAACUGCUACUUUGAGGUGACUAUAAUGGACACAGGGGUCCGAGGGACAAUCGCAGUGGGUCUGGUUCCUCAGUUGUACAAGCUUGAUCAUCAGCCAGGCUGGCUGCCUCACUCGAUCGCAUACCACGCUGAUGACGGGAAACUGUAUAAUGGCAACCCUGUCGGCCAGCAGUUCGGCCCCAAGUGCAUCCGUGGCGAUCGGAUAGGCUGCGGGAUCCACGCAGACACUUUCGACGCCGGACUCACCACCGUGUUUUUCACCAAGAACGGCAAAGAGGUGGGAUCGAUGGUGGUGCCCGUAGCCCCGGGCGGUCUUUUCCCCGCCAUCGGCAUGCACUCUCUGGGGGAGGAGGUGCGACUGAACCUGCAGGCGGAGUGGGGAACCGAAGAGGAGGACAGCAUUAUGAUGGUGGACAGCCACGAGGACGAAUGGGGACGCCUGUACGACGUGAGAGUCAGCGGAACGCUGCUGGAGUAUGUAGGCAAGGGGAAGAGCAUCAUGGACGUGGGACUGGCUCAGGCUCGCCAGCCGCUCUGCACACGGAGUCACUACUUCGAGGUGGAGAUCGUGGACCCUGGAGAGAAGUGCUACAUCGCACUGGGCCUCGCUCGCAGAGACUACCCUAAGAACAGACACCCAGGCUGGAGCCGAGGCUCUGUAGCGUAUCACGCAGAUGAUGGAAAGAUCUUCCAUGGCAGUGGGGUUGGAGAUCCAUUCGGGCCACGCUGCUUCGAAGGGGACAUCAUGGGCUGUGGGAUCAUGUUUCCUCGUGAUUACGAAGAUGAGGUCGAUGAUGGGGAGGACAUGGCUGAGAAUCCCAAGCAAAACCGCAUUCAGAACGUACUGUACCUAAACGAUGAAGAUGAGGAGGAGGAAGGAGACGACGCAGAGCGAGAGCAGGAAGGCCGCAAGGUCAUGGUGUUCUUCACCCGCAAUGGGAAGAUCAUCGGGAGGAGGGAGGUGGUGGUGCCGGCUGGAGGAUUCUAUCCUACCGUCGGCAUGCUGAGCAGCGGAGAGAAGGUCAAGGUGGAUCUCCACCCUCUCAGCGGCUGACGGACGGAGACAACGGCAAAUCCCACAUCCGCAGUUUAACUGUGAGCUUGUAGCAAAAUCAACGGUUUAAAAUGGAAUCAGGGAACAGAGUCUACAAACUGAUCUAAUGGUGUUUUUUUUGUUUGUCUUUCUCUUUAUUCAUGGAUGCACACUGAGGAAGUAGGUGAAAGUAUUUUCAUAUUAAUGGCCAUGGAACCAAAAACAACAGUGCAUGAUUUUCACUCACGCUGGAAUACCGAUGCAUAUCUUACUGUCUUUAGGUUUUGUUUUUUUUUGUCCUUCAGGGGCCGAGCUUUAUUCUCUUCUUACGGUUUUAUCGACGGUUCUGUGCGAAACCGUGUCGAAUGGCUGUAUUCAGAGUUGCGCAGUGUGUGUGGUAAGAGCUGCGCACUCGUAUAAAUAAGUGGACUUAAAAAGGGCUACUCGGAUGGUUACAUUAUGAUGCUUUAAAUAGCAAAUAUUUAAAGUUUUUAUUAAAGGGCUUUUCUCUUAGUUGGACAUCCAGCUAUGACAUGUUUUUGUUAAAAGUUAAGUAAAAAAAAAAGUGAAGUAAAAAAUAUAAGCAAUAAAAUAGUUCUUGAAGUAGCAAAUCGCCAUCUACACAUCUUAAAUCAUAAAUUCAGCUGAAAGUAAAAUUUCCCGAAGUGUUGCCAAAUUUAAUUCACUAAUGUGCAUUUAUACAAAGAAACACGAGCUUAAAAUUCCCCUUAUGCAAAAUGAUGUCACAGUGGCGCUUUUGACAAACACGUCAGUAUGUUCUUGGCUAAUGGUUCAACGAUUAGCCGUGAGAUCGCUAGAUCAUGUUAGAUCCGUGCGAUUCAGCCGAUUAUGCAAUUUAAUCUUCUGUUAGUUGAUUGAAUUGAUUAAAUUGACUAACAAAAGAUUGAUUCAAUGUCAUUAGUCGGUUUUCGAAUCAGAGUUGAUUCACACUUUUAAAAUAUUUUGAGUAAAUAGUUUAUGAAACAAUUUAUGAAAUCCAUUAAAAUGUACCAGAACUUCUGCGAAAAAUACAAUUAGUUUCCAUCUUUCACUCAUACAUGCAUAUUGCUUCAUCUUCUUUUGAGUUUAUUGGCGGUUAAUACAAUACCACCACCUACUGGACUGGAGUGUAGGGUAGAAAAAAUGAUUGACCUAUUAUUCACAGCUAUACGUCACACACAAUAAAUAAUACACAAUAUUUAUUUCUAAAUGUUUACCCGUGAGUCGAAAUUGUGUUGAGCUGCUCAGCAACCUUUCAUUCAAACUAGCAAAAGACGAGUCACAAGUGGUUGUCUCUAGUGGACAUGCUAAAAUAACGAUAGCGUUGUAACGGUACUAGCUGUGUACUUUCUAGUUGAACACAAACGCUAAGAAUUCACUAAACAGAGUGAGAACCGGUUGAUGUACAGUGAUGUAAUUGUUAGGUUGUUUAAUAGCCUUGUUUGGCAGAUUAUGGAGCUAGUGCAGCUAGCUUGCUUUACUAAACACAUUAGGGUCUUGGCUGCCUGGACUACUGGUUACUCUACAGUUAUGUUAAAAUAAUUUCUUUACAUGAUUGAUAAAUAUAUGGAUAAACAUCUGUCUCAGUACAUCCCAUAAAAACUUUGUUCCCUGACCUAUUACAAGUCCAACAGUGUCAAUCUGUUGUUCAAUCAUAUGUUGCUGCAUAUGAUUAGAGUUUUAUUAAAGCAUAACAAUCUGUGGUUCUGAUUGAUGUUGAGUAUCUGAUUUGUUUAAGAAGACGUUGUAAUCGAUUACGAUUUUAAUUGAUCUUUUGUUUCUCCAUUUAAUUAAUGAGACCGAUCGCUCAUUUUUUUUUCUAUUUAGACUGGAUUUACACUUUAAAAAAAUUUAGAGUGCAAAUGUAUAAACUUUAAAUGAAAAAUUCAUUAUUCAUUAAAAAUACAGCCCAAAAUACAAACCGCAAAACACUUACACUUUACAAGCAUUGAAGCAGAAGAUUGGCAAUGGAAGAGAAGAAAUUUAAAUAAACGGUUAUCAUUUUGUCUGAGACAAGACAUUUAUACAAUCAGUAACACAAGAUACAUAACAUUUCAACAUUUAUUAGAUACUUUUGUUUUUAGAUUCUUUUUUUUUUUUCAUGCUUUAAAACUUGUAUUAAAUUUAGCGGCUUUAGACAAAUCAGACAGUUAAUAUUAGUGCUAAUAAAUCUAAUUGAAAAUUGUAAUAAAAAUGAAUUGAAUUAACCUAUGAUUCACAUAUUAGCGUUCCUCACCGUCAGCAUCCUAUAUAUAUAUUUAAAUAAUUUUAUAUAUCAUCAUACUGUAUGUGUCUCAGCUCAUUUUAUUUGAGAAUUUUUUUUUUAUUUUGUAUAAAUUGACAGUAAAUGUCACAUCAAUCAAAUGCCAUCAGUUUAUCAUCUGACGCAGGCCAUUUUAAACAUUUAAAUAUUCAAGAGCUUUAUUUAAAUGCAGAUAACUAUUUUUUAUACACUUUUUUUAUUUAAUGAGCGUAAGUGACCAACUCUGAAUACAGCGAGACAGUGAAUUUCUCUAAGAUGCGUAGGUCAUGUAGCUACAUACAGUACAUAGUAUAUAUUUUCUAAAAGCUUGUACAUAAUGUACUGUCAAAUAUCCUAUAAUCAGUCACCGGCUGUACUGAUGCCACAGCGAGUAUCAAAGAAUCACUUCAGGAAAUCUCUGAAUGAAUGAAUGAAUAAAUGAAUGAAUGGAGAGAGAAAGAGAGAGAGAGAAUGGCAUUUCGGUUUAUAAACAGCAUGCAGUCGAGGGACAGUAACGUCCCCGAGCAUCAGCGUGUUGCUCCUGCACCACCUUCCCCUUUCCUUUACAAUCCUAAAAGCUGGUGACAUUUCUACUUCGUCAUGCUUUUGUUGUUUUUCCUUUUUUUUCUUUGUGUUAAACUGACAUUCAGAAAGAAAGUGCCACUUUGUUAUCGCUGCCUCGUGGAAACGCGGCCUGGGGCAAGACCAGAGAAAUGUCACGAGGUAAUUGCAUCCUCAGCAGAGGUCAGUCACGUAGUUUAAAGUGACGUAGGCUUUACUGAGAUGCUAAAUGCAAUCUGGGGGAUGGGGGGGGGGGGGUCGUGGUUGGGAGGAAUCUAGAAAUAAACAGGGGUUUUAUUUCUUUUGUAACGGUGUGUUUGUACGGUGUGUAUGCGAAUCAGCAGGGCCGUAUUCAGAGAGGAGUUUUGUUCAGGAAUUUCUAGUCGUUUCAGAGUUGCUACAAACAUUUGAGUAUAAUUUAAGAGUUUCCUGCAGUUCUGAACUUGGAUGCGUUAUUCUUCAGCAAAUCGAAAAAGUGUGGAAAUAACUUGAAUCCAGUGUAUACUUAAUCAUAUCUUAAGAAUCUCAUGGCUUUUUUCUUUUGUUUUAUUUAAUAUCUUAUGUAUUUUUGUAUGUUGGAGUAUCAGUUGGUCUGUGAUGUAAAAUGAUAAAUUGCGAAAUAGAAUAAGCUGGAUCAAGUGCUGUUUUAUACACUAUAUUAUUUAUUCCUUAGUCUGCAUUUUCUAUCUCAAUUUUAUUUAAAUGUUUUAUUUAAGUAAGGUUGAAAAAUGACUUAAGCUGUACUACACUCAAAUUUAACCACCUUAAUAAUGACCGAACUCUGAAUACGGCCCUUAGCAAGGUUUUAAGUGGAAGUCUUAAGACCCGUGUCUCAGGUUGGACAUGUUUGUAUCUCUCUUUAUUUUCUCAGUCUCUCGACACCAAUUCAUGUCUUAUGUUUUUAGUUGUAGUUUUGGCUUGUGUGUUUGCCACUUUUUUUUUUUUUUUUUUUUACCGAUUUGUGUCAUUGACUAGAUGCUACCACACUCAUCUUUCAGAAAAGAAGAAAAAAAAAGCUGAAGAUGUUCUUCGGCAGUGUAUGUGCUUUAACGUGAGCUAAUUCAGUUCACUAAUGCCUUGAGCACUUUACGGCAGAUUGACGGUGUGGCUCGCAGUGUGGCUGGAGAGCUGGUUUUACAGCUGUGUGUGUGAAUGUGUCUGUGUGUGUGUGUGAUGAAGGAUGUUGGAGCAAGGAUCAGAGUGACAUGUUUAUAUCGCAUAUGCAUUUUCUGCUCCAGCCAUCUUGGACCGAGCCCUCCGAUCUGCAAUCUUCAAACAGUAAUAGUUUUUGUCUUGUCUUUAUGUCCUACAAUUCAGAGAAAAUGCAAUGUACUUUUUUUUUCAUGUUGGUUAAUGCCAAAACUGUCAUUGUGGAUCCUUCAAACUCUUCCACUAAAAGGGAAGACGAUUAUGUUACGUAUCUGUUGAAUGAUGACAUUAAACCACAUUUGCUUCAA
This is a messenger RNA of Clarias gariepinus (North African catfish), 5619 nucleotides long. It is a transcript of the gene spryd3, whose product is annotated as SPRY domain containing 3. Gene Ontology annotation, molecular function: protein binding. The transcript is spliced from 11 exons. Bases 139 to 1380 code for a protein of 413 amino acids. The record is from RefSeq and is a predicted model, not a curated record. NCBI's taxonomy places the organism in Eukaryota, Metazoa, Chordata, Actinopteri, Siluriformes, Clariidae.